GACGGUCCGCUUCGCCGCCACCGGCAGCUGCUACGAGGCUGAAGCCAGUUUGGGCUGCUCUUCUGGAGGUGCUGGUUCUUCACUUCUAAGGUAUCACCGAGAGCUCAGUACCAAGGCUGAACUGUACCAUUUAGAAGAAUGGAAGCUAAUCCAUCUGUUGACAUGUUUUCAAAAGUCCUGGAGAAUCAGUUGCUUCAGACUACCAAACUAGUGGAAGAACAUUUGGAUUCUGAAAUUCAGAAACUGGAUCAGAUGGACGAGGAUGAACUGGAACGCCUCAAAGAAAAGAGACUUGAGGCGCUAAGGAAAGCUCAACAGCAGAAACAAGAAUGGCUUUCAAAAGGACAUGGAGAAUACAGAGAAAUCCCUAGUGAGAGAGACUUUUUUCAAGAAGUUAAGGAGAGUAAAAAAGUGGUUUGCCAUUUCUACAGAGACUCCACAUUCAGGUGUAAAAUACUGGACAGACAUUUGGUGAUACUGUCCAAGAAACAUCUUGAGACCAAAUUUUUGAAGCUGAAUGUGGAAAAAGCACCUUUCCUUUGUGAGAGACUGCGUAUCAAAGUCAUUCCUACACUAGCACUGGUAAAAGAUGGAAAAACACAAGAUUAUGUUGUUGGAUUUACUGACUUAGGAAAUACAGAUGACUUCACCACAGAAACUUUAGAAUGGAGGCUCGGUUGUUCUGAUAUUCUUAAUUACAGUGGAAAUUUAAUGGAGCCACCAUUUCAGAGCCAAAAGAAAUUUGCAACAAACUUCACAAAGCUGGAAAAGAAAACUAUCCGAGGAAAGAAAUAUGAUUCAGACUCGGAUGAUGAUUAGAGAUCAGUUAUAAUUCUUUGUUAAUUGUCUUCUUAUUUCUCCUUAUUUCAGAAUUUGAUGUGUUUUCUAAAUUCUGUUGAUUUUGAUACAUUGGUCAUCUAAUGGUCACAUUCUAGAGUUUUAUACUGUUGUAGCACAUUGAAAGACAUCUUUAAUACUUUCUGUGUGGAGCUCCUGUUUAAGUUGAGGAAAACAUCUGAAUUCUUAAAUUAUCUGGGAAGGAUCUGGAUUCUCUAUUUUUGAGAUUGAUUUUAUCACAAUAUGAUUCUUACGUCUUUAUACCAUUCACAAUUGUGUUUUUAAUCUACUGAAUUGGAAAUAGAAAUUCAGCAAACUAUUCCAGGACUAAUUCUUACGCAGCAUUAUUUACUUUAUACACCAGCUGUAACCAACUGCACUUGUAAAUGAAUUAUAAACACUCUUCACCUCUGAAAUAUAUUUAAAUAGCUAUUAAAGAACUGCUUAUUUAUUCUGUA
Diceros bicornis minor is the source of this 1295-nucleotide messenger RNA. RefSeq names its product thioredoxin domain containing 9 (gene TXNDC9). NCBI's taxonomy places the organism in Eukaryota, Metazoa, Chordata, Mammalia, Perissodactyla, Rhinocerotidae. The transcript has 5 exons. The coding region runs from base 139 to 819 and encodes 226 amino acids. Gene Ontology annotation, cellular component: cytoplasm. The record is from RefSeq and is a predicted model, not a curated record. Gene Ontology annotation, biological process: microtubule cytoskeleton organization.